CACACCAGUGUUAUUAUGCUAACGAUGUGUCAUCAACACAUCAAGAUUAGGGUGGAAAGUGCAAAUGUUCGGGAAAAAUAAGUGUGCUAGACUUGUGUUAACUUUACUUUAGGGACCAGUUAGAGUCCAGUAAGUCAUAUUGUCUUCGUGAACAGGCUGUCAUAAAGUUAACACGACAGCAGGACUUGCGAGCGGGCUCAAACUGCUAAGCUACGGUGAUCUCCUACAACUGGACUGUUAGCUAACAGGCUAACUGGCGGAUUUUCUGUCCAACGUUAUUUGGCUCCUGACGGGACGGGAGAGAGAUGUCCUGCAGCUUAUUGGAGUUUUGUCGGCUCCAGGAGCUCAAAGCGGUCAGGGACUAUUUGUUCCAGGACCAGAAAACUGAGCAAGUGGAGGAGAGGAAUCAAACAGAAAAUGAGCUGUCCUGGGACACCUCAGACUGGGAGUCAGCAUGGGAUGCUGGCGAAGGCAAAGAGGAGGGAGCCACUUCUUCCACAACGGUGGAGGAGGAGACCACAGGGCAGGGUGCACCCUGGCUGCAGGACUGUGUAGUGUCCCUGUCACCCUGCUCUGACCUGCUAGUAGUGGCCCGUGAACAGAAGGCUGUCUUUCUCUCAGCCAAGUGGCGUACGGAUGACAGCGGCAAAGAGGAGAUGACCCUGGCUGUGUCUUGGACUGGAACUCUCAGCACUGACGAAGGAGAGUGUGUUGGCAGCAGUAUUUGUAUACCAUUGGCAAGCCAGAAGAGGAGCUCCACAGGGCGGCCCGACUGGACAUGUGUGGUAGUUGGUUUCACCUCUGGCUAUGUCCGCUUCUAUACAGAGAGCGGCGUUCUCCUCCUGGCCCAACUGCUGCAUGAGGACCCGGUAUUGAGGCUCAAGUGUCGCACAUAUGAGAUCCCUCGUCAUCCUGGAGUAACUGAGCAGCAUGAAGAGUUAAGUAUCCUCUACCCUGCUGCUCUGGUCACUAUCGAUGGCUUCAGCCUCUUCCAGUCUCUGCGUGCCUGCAGGAACCAGGUGGCAAGAGCGGCAGCAGCAGGUAGCGAAGCGAUCCAGCCUCCUCCUUUGGCCUAUAAGAAGUGGGGUCUGCAGGACAUGGACACCAUUGUGGACCACAGUAGUGUUGGCAUUAUGACGCUGUGUGUGUUUGACCAGAUGAAGAAUGCAUCUAUCCUGGGAGGGUUUAAUGCUUCAGUCAAGGGCAGCCCGCCUGCCAUGAGCCAGUAUGUCACUGUGGGAGGUGGGCCAUACACAGGCUUUUACUAUGCUGUAGAGGGGAGCUCCCAGCCUCUCCUCUCUCACGUGGCCCUGGCUGUGGCCAGUAAACUCACCUCAGCCCUCUUCAAUGCUGCCAGUGGAUGGUUAGGUUGGAACAAGAACAAGAAUGAAGAAGAGGCUAUUCAGAAACAGAAGCCCAAGGUGGAGCCCGCAACGCCCUUGGGGAUCAGAUUUGGUCUCCCAGACUCUCGACGCCACGGCGAGUCCAUCUGUCUGUCUCCCUGCAACACGCUGGCUGGUGUGACGGACGACUUUGGACGAGUCACUCUGCUGGACUUGGCAAGGGGCAUUGCCAUCCGUAUGUGGAAAGGUUACCGAGAUGCUCAGCUGGGUUGGCUGCAGGUUCCAGAGGAGCGGGGUGAUCGGGAGUUCUCCCCCUCUGCCUCCCUUCCCAGACGCCAUGCCCUGUUCCUGGUCAUCUACGCCCCCCGCAGGGGAAUCCUGGAGGUGUGGGCGAUGCAGCAGGGGCCUCGAGUUGGAGCCUUUACUGUGGGCAAACACUGCAGGUUGCUGUACGCUGGCUACCGUCUGAUGGGAGUGAACAGUGUGACCAGUCAGGGCUGGCAGCUCCACACCCAGCAGGUGUGUCUGCUGGAUCCCAUCACAGGAGCGUUGAGGACAGUGAACAUCCCCUUUCACCUGGCCCUCAGUGACAAGAAGAGCGAGCGAGCCAAAGAUAUGCACCUGUUAAAGAGGCUGACUACUUUACUGAGGAGCAGAGAGGUGGAGCCUGAUAUUCUGGAGAGCGAGGCUAAAAGUGUGUUGCUGGAUAUCAAACACCCCGCCAUUAAGAAGCAGGCUUUGGAGUCUCUGCUGUCAAAUAAGAAUGCUCCUGUCUCAUGUCUUACUAACAUCACAUAUGCCUUAUAUGACACUCUGAAGCAACAAGACCCUGAGGCAGUGGAUGCAGCAUUACUCCAGCUCUGCUCUUCACAGCUGAAACUGCUCCAACUCUACACUGACAUCCAGAACCUGCACUCUGCUGCAGACAUAGAGGCCUGCUCUAAAAAUGACUCUCUCGAAGGCAUAGAGGAUGAAUUGUCCCGUGUUGGUCCUACCUUGCAACGCUACGCCCAUUUCACUUCGAAACCCAGUGUUUCCUUCGCCCAGGACUCACCUGACUCCCCCCUGCCCCCCCAAGCCUUCCUCUCUCAGAUGGAGUGCACCGAGAAUGAGGAGUUGAGGGUAAUCCGCGGGUCUGAAACUGAGUGGAAUCAGCUAGGUAACUUUAUUUUCUGGGGUUGUCUGUGUGGAAAGAGCCCACUCCAUAAAGUCUGUGACACACUGCAGCAGGCUGGCGUCAGUCCACAGCAGCUACUGUCUCUGCUGCUAAGUGUGUGGUUGCAAAGAGAAAAGGAGGUGCUACAGAAGCCAGAGGAAACCGUUAGAAAUCUACACACACUACUCAUCGCCCUCAGCAACAUGAAAGGUGCAGUUGAGGAGUCAUGGGACCCCCAGUCCAUCUCUCCAUGGUGGCAGCAAGUUCGCUCUACAUGCAUCCAGUCCCACAAUGCUGCCGCUGCUCUGCUGGCUGCCUUCGUUGCUCACCGUGCUGCGAAGGCUAGCAUCACAAGCCGGGCUGACAGUAAGCUGCAGUCUGAGUGGGAGGCGGUGUCCCUAGAGCUGGAACAGUGGGUGGUGUGCGUUCGCCAGCUAGAGGAUGUGCUGGUGCUGCAGACUCUGCUGUUGGUGCCUCCUCCUCAGGGAGCAGCAGGGGGCGCUGCAGCACAGUGCUCCAUCAAAACGCUGCUGGAGGGAGGCACAGGUGGCAUAGCAGACAGUGUUUCCAAGUGGGUGUUCAGGCACAACUUGGCCCCUGAGCGACUGAAAGAAAUUCUCCAAAAGAAAGAAGACAAAGAGGCAGAUGAAAACCAAGCGCAUACAGCUGGAGGAGAGGGGAAGGAGCAGGAGGAGAAGAGCCAAGAGGACACAGACAGGACAGCAGAGCUGUUGGUGACAGUGUGUCAGCGGUUCCCACACUCCCUCUCACCUGACUUGCUCUUCGCCCACUGCUGCUGGGAAUAUGUGGUGCAGUGGAACAAAGACCCUGAGGAGGGCCGAUACUUGUGGUGGGCGGUGGAACAUCUGAAGCUGGUCUCCAGUCCACAUAUCCAACUAGGUAUUUCUGCCAUGAUGUGGAGCACAUUCGUUGUCAAGCGUUUCUCGGCAGCAGCUUUCCUCAUGGAGAAGGUGGGGAAAGCACCCAAAGAUCGCUUAUGUCGACGGGAUGUUGGGAUGGGAGACAAAGCUGUGACGUCUUUCCUGGGCUGCUGUGUCCAGCUGCUGCAGAUCCUCAUGGAGUCGGACUCGGCGGUGGAGGAGGUUCCCGUCCCAGAGCUGUCCAUGGAGGAGGUGUGGAGCGGGGCAGAGGGCCCUGCGUCACUAGCUGAACUCGCCCUUGAGCAGAGAGGCGUCCACUACCCCCUGGUGCAACACCACUGCCUGUUAGCCUCCCUGCUACAUGCUGCUAUGACCUUCAGUCUGAAGGUCAAACCACUCAGUCUGUUUGACAGCAAGGGUAAGAACGCUUUCUUCAGAGAUCUGACGACCAUCCAGUUGAUGCCCAGCGGAGACAUGGACCCAGGCCUGGUCUCACUACGACAAGAGUUCCUCCUCCGGGUGCUGACCGCCUGGGUGCAGGCUAUAGAUGAUCCUUCCAGCUCGGCCUCUGGCACCAGCUCAACCCCGUUACCCUCCAGUGGCCCCAAGGCUGACUGGUGGCCCUCGCUGUGUCUGGAUCUGGGCUCCCUGCUGCAGGUCAACCCUGACAUCCUGAGACGACACCUCGUCUGCGAGCUUUACAACCAGGGCCUGGACCCGCGGGCCGAAGAGGUGAUGUUAGAGGUGGAGGAUAAGGAUGUGCUGGGCUCCCAGCUGCUGGUACUGACUGGCCAGAGGCUGAGUUACUCACUGCUCCACAGCCAGAGCCAGACGCAGGCUGCCAUGGAGCUGCUGGCCCGCCUGCCCCCCACCCUCUGCACAUGGCUCAAGGCGAUGGACCCCAGUGAGCUGCGGUGCCCCCUGGUCCCCUUGCCCCAGACCAGCAGGCUGGUUGGCCGUCUGAUUGAAAUCCUGCCAGAGAACCACGCCCAGUACAGCCUGGCCCUGCACCUUCUGGAGGCUGUGGAGGUCCUCACCACUGAGGACUGACCUUAACAGGGAGAGGGGGGUCGGAGUCACCUUUGAGGCACAGUAGAGUCAUAGUCGGCAGAUGGAGAGAUGAUAAGGAAAUAACAAAAGAAAUGAAAAGAGGAAAGUUAUGCUGGAGACUGAUGGAGGCAGAGACUCCUCCCCCAUCUAAAUGAAUCAAGGUCUGUAGCACUUCAGGAAUGACUGAUGGUGUCUAGAAGGGUACUCAUAUACAGCAUAUGAGAGACAGUCAAAGACAAUGAUGAUAAACAGCCUUCUCACCCUCUUAUGUCAUCGUCAUGAAGUUUGUUUUGUCGUUCAGCUCAUGUUAAUAUCCUCACAACUUAAUUGUAGAAGGCAGUGAUAUAUAAAAUGGAUCAUAGGCUUUUAACUUUUUUAAUCCAUCAUAUUUUCACGCAUGUAACAUAAAUUAUAUUGAAUACUUGUGUUAUUAAAGAGUAUUGUCUGGG
This is a messenger RNA of Epinephelus moara (kelp grouper), 4879 nucleotides long. RefSeq names its product RAB3 GTPase activating protein subunit 2 (non-catalytic) (gene rab3gap2). NCBI's taxonomy places the organism in Eukaryota, Metazoa, Chordata, Actinopteri, Perciformes, Serranidae. The record is from RefSeq and is a predicted model, not a curated record. The transcript is spliced from 35 exons. Gene Ontology annotation, biological process: regulation of GTPase activity. Bases 306 to 4430 code for a protein of 1374 amino acids.